CACAGGGAGCAUUUUUCUAGGCGGACAGGUGCCGGUACUUCCUGUAGGGGGUACCAUGGCAACCAGAUACAACUGCUGAUACGGACGAAGAGAACUGACAUACAGGACUGUGUUUCUCCUGGGCGAUGAAAAGCCGCGAGGAUGCCUGUGUACAUUAGAAAGAACCCAGCAGAGAUCCCAGCUCCUUCAGAGCGAGGCGGCAGUGAGGAUGAGGAGGAGAUGUACUUGAAGGACCCGGACCAACUGAAGGAUACGCUGCCCCAGCCCUUUCGCAUGAUCGACAAAGUCUUGAACAGCCUGAUCGACCAAGCGUGGGACCGCAUUUCCGAGAGAGAGGCGCUCAGAGCUGCUGAGCAGGCAAAGAAAAAUGUUCCCGUGUGGGAAGCAAGUGGAGAAAUUAAGCUUUCUACAAGAGUCAACUGUCUUGUGAGCUCUGGGGAUGGGAAGUAUGUCUUCCUCGGCCAUUCCAAGGGGCUUUCUGUCAUCAGCGUUUCCACUUUCUCCACUGUCUCAGCCUGGGAGGAGGAGGAGGUGGAGAUAACGUCUGUCUGCGCUACAGUCCUUGGGGAACAGGUGUAUCUCCUUGGGACUGUGGAUGACAUGGGUCUUUCACGGCUCUUUGUCUGUUUUGCUGACUGCAUCCUGUUAAUCAAAGUCAUCAAUGAAACUGAUGAUGUCAGCAGAAGGAACAUCUGUACAAAAUUUGAACUGUCCGAAGGGGGUGAUUUUGCUGGGAUAGUGUUAGAAUGCAAUGGAGACUCCUGGCUCGAGGUCUAUCGAUUUCCAAAAGAUUCCUGGCUGAGGGAGCUGGAGAUCACACAGGCUGCAACACAGAAGCAGGCAACUCACAUGACUAGUCAUGCAGAUGUAAAGCUUUCUUCUUUCACAAUGAUAAUGAAAAUCAAGCCUCCAAAAGUACUUUCAGGGACAUCACUGAAAAGCCCCUUUGAAGUUCUACAGAAGACGGAAGAUGGUUCUGUAAUUGGUUCUGGCCAAAACCACAUGAUCAGCUUGCAACAGUGGGAAAAACAAGAGGCAGCAUUUAAUUCUGUAUACAAAAAAUACCUAGAAACAGCUGAACCCAAGAGAGACGAAGAAAGACCAAGUCAAUGCACCUUUCACUUUCACCUACCUGGUGGAUUGUCUCCAAUUUUUGGAGAAUCAAAAGGUCAUCAGAGAGGGCUGCCUGUAGGUAUCAGUGUGUGGUGGAGUGGAAAUCAUAAUCUUUUUCAAUAUCUGCUCCUGAGACCCUCAAAGGACAAAGCAGAUAAUGAGCCGAAACCGGAUGUUGUUUGGCCGAACGCCCGCCCAAUUGUCUGCUCAACGAUCAGCAGAUGCACUCAGUGCAUAGCUCUGGGGUUUACUGGUGGCCUGCUCGCAGUAUGGAACCAGUAUUUAGGGCUUCCACUGUCCGUUCUCACAGUUCCAGGGGGCAGUGAUUUCAGCAGCAUGCGGUUCAUGUACUGCCGGCCUGCUUGUACAGGGGAUUUCCCUAGUGUGACCUCUUUUCAUCUGAAUAUUCAGCUCCUCGUGGUGUGCAAGGAUGGGACUUCUCGCAUAGUUACAGCUGGGAGAGGGAAAGAGAUCACUGUGACAAAGUUAACAGAAAGACCAGAAAAUCAGGACUGCCUGACUACUGCAAUGGUUAUCGUACCAUUUCUGCAGAAUGUGGCUCUUCAAAUCCUUAGAAAUAGCACGACUGUCCUGCAGGAUAUCACUACUGGGACGAUCAUCUGCAGCUUAGGCCUCCCAGCGUUUUACAACUUCGCAUCACCCUGGAACCCAGUAUACCUGCUGGAUCCAGAAAGCCACACUCUGUUUCUUAGAGGGGACAAGAAAACCUCUCCAGAUGAAAUACUGGAAAGGAAAGAAUUGGAAAGCAUGCUGUUUGUUUUCAGCUUCCAUGAGUGUGUAUUAAUUGAGCCAUACAAAGAAGCUCUCCCUAGUCCCUCAAUUACAAAAAGCUCUACAAGCCUGGAGGAGAGAUGUGAGAUGUACUUGCAAGCAAGGUUGCUUUCUUUGCAGGACAGAAACAAAGCCCUGACGAGGAGCUGGAGCCAGCUGCAGCAGCACGCAGCUUCGCUUCAGAUGAUGAAACAGAAAAAAAUAAGUCAGGCGGCUGUUACCCACAGGUCCCAGAUUCAAACUCGAAGAAAGCAGCAAGGAGUGGCAGUUUAAUGUUGUAUAUUUGACAGGUUCUCCUUUUCUUGCCAUAGUUUUGCAGCACAUGUGCAGAACUGAAUAUUGAUGUGCAGGUUCCUAACAGCUUUUGCCAAUGGAUAGGAUGCUGAUACUCUGGUGUUUCCCUCCUUUCAAAUUCUCUACAGCUGCUGUGGGAUAGCUUUGUGAUCAUCUACCAAAACACCACUAAUUUUGACAAGCUGUAUGUGAAUGAAUUUUUACUGUCAAAAAGCAGGUUCAUAAAAUCAUUCGAAUUGUAUGUACUGUAUACACACUGAGAGGCAUUAAAUUCACAACAAGAUGAGCAUUGAAACUCGUAGCAUCUAUUAAAUUUUUAAUGCCUCUUAUUAUUUUUACACAGAAAUGUAUAAAACAUGAAGCAUGUUACUGUUAUGGCAUUCAUGUAAUGAGAACUGAAAAGAUUCUUGAGGGAAAGAAAUUGUGAUGAGGAAUGCAGAAUGCAGUAUGCAGGAGGCCUUUUCAUUGCUUUUACAGAGAAACACUGAAAAUAAGCAUUAAUCAUUUCUAUAAUUGAAUGUAACAGUAUUGAUUUACAGAUGGGUUCAGAUCGUUUUCAGCAAUAUUUCCAGAUGGCAGGCAAAUCUUUUGCCUACUAUACUUUUUAAGAUAUACAGUACUUAUGGGGAAUAACCAGAUAAUUUUGUGACACAACUACAUAUCGCCAUUUCCUUAAAUAAUUUCAUUUUUAUUAUGACUGUUGAGAUUUCAGAAAAUUUAAUCACUUUUGUAAGAAUUAUCCAGAUUUAUUCAAUGUUAAUUAUUUGACUAGAUUUGUUUUUAUUCAAAGGGACUUGCCUUUAUACCCAUCCAAUGUACAUGUACUGUAUACACCUGAGUAUUUUACUGGAGCGGUCUGACUUUGCACAAAGCUACAACAGCUGUGGACCUACAACUUAGUAGUUACAAAUCAAGAGCCUCAAACUUCUACACUGUCUCUUGUUCAAGUGUUGCAUAAGAAAAAAUAUAGCAAUUAACUGUAAACAUCAUCAAACAAAGGCUUUAAAAUCAGGUUUCUGAAAGAAGCCAUGAGCUUAGUUUUUCUCAUGUUCUAAAAUUCAGCGCUCAAGAACUAUAACUGAUUAAUUUUGCUGAUGGUAUGGUACAGUAAGUGUUUGAUCUCAUCUUGAAUACAAUUAUAGCAUUGAACAAAGAAUCCUCUUCCAGUUGUGAAAGUAAUAAAGGAAAUGCAAAUGAUAAAAGAACAAAUGCAUGCUUCUUUAGAUAUUUUGUGGAUGGUUUUCACCUUAGUGUUGUCUUGCCUGUGUUAUGUUUCAUUACUCAAGCCAAAAUAAAA
Molecule: messenger RNA, 3496 nt
Organism: Lepisosteus oculatus (spotted gar)
Lineage: Eukaryota; Metazoa; Chordata; Actinopteri; Semionotiformes; Lepisosteidae
Source: RefSeq, a predicted model, not a curated record